Molecule: messenger RNA, 5110 nt
Organism: Medicago truncatula (barrel medic)
Lineage: Eukaryota; Viridiplantae; Streptophyta; Magnoliopsida; Fabales; Fabaceae
Product: ABC transporter C family member 10
Exons: 12
Coding region: 147-4586 (1479 amino acids)
Biological process (GO): transmembrane transport
Cellular component (GO): membrane
Molecular function (GO): ATP hydrolysis activity; ABC-type transporter activity; ATP binding
Source: RefSeq, a predicted model, not a curated record
AAUGCUUUGACAGCUUAUAUAAAGAAGCAAACACAGCAUAUACUAACUAAAUUGUUUCUUCUCAGAAGCAGAAAGUUUCCUCUAGAUACAAAAAUAUCCCUUCAAUUAAAUCAAUAUUUGACCAGUAAAGAAAAGCUACAAAUACUAUGGAGGACUUUUGGAGCAUGAUUUGUGUGGAUUCUUCUUGUUCAGAGACUGAAGGAAGGUCUUCAUGUUUUGACAUCAAGUUUCUAAAGGAUCCUUCCUCAUGCACCAACCAUUUGUUCAUCAUUUGCUUUGAGCUGUUGUUGUUGAUCAUGUUGUCUGCUGUUAUGAUCCAAAACAAGUCUUUGAUUCGGAGUCCGAUCAGAAUGGAAGGACAUUCAAAGUUGCAAUUGGUUUCUUCCAUAACCAAUGGUUGCAUUGGUUUGUUGCAUUUGUGCCUAGGAAUUUGGAUUUUAGAGGAGAACCUAAAGAAAAGUUUCUCUAUUUUUCCUCUUAGUUGGUGGCUGCUAGAACUUCUUCAAGGAAUCUCAUGGAUGUUAAUUGGUUUAACUACAAGUUUUCUGCUGAAAAAACUUCCAAGAACAUGGUUGAGACUAUUUUCUUUUCUUAUAUUUUUUGUUUCUAGUAUUUUUUGUGCUUUUUCCUUAUCUUAUGCAUUUCACAGUGGCGAAUUGUCCCUUAGGUUAGUUUUAGAUGUUUUAUCAUUUUUGGGAGCAUUUUUGCUACUCUUUUGCACAUACAAAGUGUGUACGUAUGAAGACACCGACAUGGAAAUCGACGGAAGUCUACGUACCCCAUUAAAUAGCGAGUUGAAUGAAGUUGAUCAUGUUAGUCAUGUAAGUGUAACUCAGUUUUCCAAAGCAGGAUUCUUUAGUUUGAUGUCAUUUUGGUGGUUGAAUCCAUUGAUUAAAAGGGGACAAGAAAAAAUACUUCAUGACGAGGACGUUCCAACGUUGCGGGAGUCUGACCGAGCAGAAGCAUGUUAUUCAAUGUUUAUAGAUCAACUGAACAGACUAAAGCAGAAGGACGAAUCAUCAUCAUGGUCGUUGGUUUUACGGACAAUAAUUUUGUGCCAUCGUAGAGAAAUUUUGAUAUCAGGAUUCUUUGCAUUACUCAAGGUACUCGCACUUUCUUGUUGUCCUAUAAUUUUGAAUGCCUUUAUUUUGGCGGCCGAGGAUAAUGAAAGUUCCAAAUAUGAAAGUUAUGUAUUAGCCAUCUCACUUUUGUUUACAAAAAUUAUAGAAUCCUUAUCCCAAAGGCAGUGGUAUUUUCGCGCUAGACUUGUUGGUAUGAAAGUUAAGUCAUUACUUGUCGCAGCCGUUUAUAAGAAACAACUGAGGUUAUCCAAUGCUGCUAAAUUGAUUCACUCUGGUGGCGAGAUAAUGAAUUAUGUGAAUGUGGAUGCUUAUAGAAUUGGAGAAUUACCGUUUUGGUUUCACCAUUCAUGGACAACAUUUCUCCAACUAUGUAUUUCAUUGGUCAUUAUUUUUCGUGCGGUUGGGCUUGCGACAAUUGCAUCGUUGGUGGUGAUAGUUUUGACGGCGCUAUUAAAUACUCCACUAGCAAAGUUACAACAUAAGUAUCUAAGCAAACUUCUCGUGGCACAAGAUGAAAGGUUAAAGGCUAGUUCCGAGGCUCUAGUGAAUGUGAAAGUGUUGAAGUUAUAUGCAUGGGAAACCCAUUUUAAAAAUGCUAUAGAAAGCCUCAGAUUUUCCGAACUCAAAUUCUUAUCUUCAGUGCUACUGCAAAAAGCAUACAAUGUCAUUCUCUUCUGGUUUUCACCGUUUUUGAUCUCUGCUGCGACAUUUAGUGCAUGUUACUUCUUGAAUGUUCCUUUACAUGCGAAUAAUAUAUUCACCUUUGUGGCAACAAUACGACUUAUGCAAGAUCCAAUUUCAACCAUCCCUGAUGUUAUUGGAGUGAUCAUUCAAGCAAAUAUUGCAUUUUCUCGGAUUGUGGAAUUCCUCGAGGCACCUGAGUUGCAGAGUUCAAAUUUCAGAAAGACUUGCUUUGAUGAAAAGUUGAAUGGCUCAAUUUUAAUCAAGUCUUCUGACUUUUCAUGGGAAUAUGAUAUAUUGAAACCAACAAUAAGAAAGAUAAACUUAAAGGUUAGUGUCGGUCAAAAGAUAGCCAUUUGUGGAGAAGUUGGCUCAGGUAAAUCAACUCUCUUAGCAGCGAUUCUCGGAGAAGUCCCUCAUACUAAAGGAAAUAUCAAUGUUUAUGGGAAGUUUGCUUAUGUUUCUCAAACAGCAUGGAUACAAACAGGAACAAUACAAGAAAAUAUUUUGUUUGGAUCAACAAUGGAUGUUCAAAGGUAUCAAGAAGCACUUUGUAAAUCUUCGCUGAUGAAAGACCUUGAAUUGUUUCCACAUGGUGAUCUCACUGAAAUUGGAGAGAGAGGAGUUAACUUGAGUGGGGGUCAAAAGCAACGAAUUCAACUUGCUCGUGCUCUUUAUCAGAAUGCUGACAUAUAUCUCUUGGAUGAUCCAUUCAGUGCUGUUGACGCGCACACUGCAACUAAUUUGUUCAAUGAAUAUAUAUUGCAAGGACUUGCUGGAAAGACAGUUCUUCUUGUGACGCAUCAAGUUGAUUUUCUCCCAGCAUUUGAUUAUGUUCUGUUGAUGUCAAAUGGGAAAAUCCUGCAAGCUGCUCCCUAUCAUGAUCUACUGACCUCUAGCCAAGAAUUUGUGGACCUUGUCAAUGCUCACAAAGAGACUGCUGGUUCUGAUCGGCUAGUAAAUGUUACUUCAACCACAAGACAUUCAAAUUCUGAUAGAGAUAUUAAAAAAUCUCUUAUGGAGGAACCUUUGAAAGAUUUAAACAACGAUCAAUUAAUCAAGGAAGAAGAGAGGGAAAGAGGAGACACAGGGUUGCAGCCUUACUUACAAUAUCUCAAUCAUAAAAGAGGCAUCCUAUACUUCUUGAUUGGUUCUCUUUGUCACCUAAUGUAUGUAAUUUGCCAAAUAUUGCAAAACUCAUGGAUGGCAGUUAAUGUCGACAAUCCUAAAGUCAGAACAUUGCAAUUAGUUGCAAUUUACUUGUUGAUCGGAAUUAGUUCUACUGUUUUCAUGAUAAUCAGAAGUCUUCUUGCUGUUCUAUUGGGAUAUCAAUCAUCAAAAUAUUUAUUUUCACAAUUAAUGAACUCCCUUUUUCGAGCACCAAUGUCGUUUUAUGACUCUACACCAUUGGGAAGGAUACUUAGUAGGGUUUCAUCUGAUAUGAGCAUUGUGGAUCUUGAUGUUUCAUUUCAUCUCGCUUAUGCCGUUGGAUCAACUAUAAAUUGCUACAUGGAUCUUAUAAUUUUAACAUCAGUCAAAUGGCAAGUCUUGUUUGUCUCUAUACCAAUGGCUUAUGUUAUUAUACAAUUACAGAGACACUACUAUGCGUGUGCAAAAGAACUUAUGCGGAUGAAUGGCACAACAAAAUCAUCUAUAGCUAAUCAUGUAGCUGAAAGUGUUGCUGGAGCUAUUACAAUAAGGGCUUUCGAGGAAGAAGAUCGUUUUUUCAACAAGAAUCUUAAUUUAAUUGAUGUCAAUGCGAGUGCUUUCUUCCACAGUUUUGCAUCAAAUGAGUGGUUGAUCCAACGGGUAGAAACAGCGUAUGCAGUUGUUCUUGCUUCUGCGGCACUUUGCAUUGCUAUGCUUCCUUUUGGGACUUUAACAUCUGGAUUCAUCGGUAUGGUACUUUCCUAUGGCCUUUCACUAAAUGGUUCCUUAGUAUACUCAAUUCAAAGCCAAUGCAUUGUAGCAAAUUAUAUAGUAUCUAUUGAGAGGAUAAAUCAAUACACUCAUAUACCAAGUGAGGCCCAACAAGUGAUUGAAGGAAAUCGUCCUCCGGUUAAUUGGCCAGCUGCAGGCAAAGUAGAAAUACACGACUUGCAGAUACGAUACAGGCCUACUGGACCACUUGUACUUCAUGGUAUAAAUUGCACAUUCGAAGGAGGACACAAGAUUGGUAUUGUUGGAAGAACGGGCAGCGGGAAAUCAACUCUGAUAGGUGCUUUGUUUCGACUUGUGGAGCCAGAGGGAGGCAGAAUUAUAAUUGAUGGAAUAAACAUAUCGUCUAUUGGCCUUCAUGACUUGAGGUCAAGUUUAAGUAUUAUACCUCAGGAUCCUACCCUUUUUAUUGGGACAGUUAGAUAUAACUUGGAUCCUUUAUCUCAACAUUCCGAUCAAGAAAUAUGGGAGGUUCUUCAAAAGUGUCAUUUGAGAGAGAUUGUCAAAGAUAAAGAAGGCUUGGAUUCAUCGGUUGUUGAAGAUGGAUCAAAUUGGAGCAUUGGACAAAAGCAAUUAUUCUGUUUGGGGCGUGCUAUUUUGAGGCGAAGUAGGAUAUUAGUGUUGGAUGAAGCAACUGCAUCAAUUGAUAAUUCAACGGAUAUGAUUCUACAAAAAACCAUUAGAAAGGAGUUUGCAGAUUGUACUGUGAUCACGGUAGCACACAGGAUACCAACUGUGAUGGAUUGCAAUAUGGUUCUUGUCAUUAGCGAUGGAAAAUUGGGUGAGUAUGAUGAGCCAAUGAAGUUGAUGAAGAGAGAAAGAUCGUUGUUUGGAAACCUUGUAAAAGAAUAUUGGUCUUAUUUUAAGUCUGCAGAAUCACAUUGAAGAAUGCUCUUGUGUUUUCUGAGGAAUUGGUCCAUAAGAUCCAGUUCUCUUCAUAAUAUUGGUUUUUUGGGUGACACUCGGGUUCGUCUUGUUUACACUAUGAGUGGAUGGUGGAACCCGUUCUUUGCUGAAGUCGGUAGUUUUUUGUGUAAGGGUCUGUUUGGGUACCUUUGAGUGGGGUUUUAGGUCUGUUUUCUUGGGUUCAGCCACAUCUCUGGUGGUGUAGACUUGAUCUAUUGUUCUUUUGUUUUGGGCAUUAAGAGGGAGAGGUUUCUUCUGUUUUUGACAAUGUUGUUGUUAGUGUUUUAGUUUUUGAUUGUGUGGUGUUGCGGGAGUUUUUUUUCCGUUUUCUUAGAGGUUAUGGGUCACUUAUGAUGAUCCUUGUUUCUUGUACAUUUUUUCACUCUCUUUAUACUAGUGAAAAUACCGGCAGUCACAUGUUAGGUUUUAUGCUCUUUUCAUUGUGUUAAUGCAUGUAAGUUAUAAACCGUAUAUUUUAUAUGAAAUUGUAUUUUUGAUUAAAA